This is a messenger RNA of Brassica rapa (field mustard), 945 nucleotides long. Its product is annotated as E3 ubiquitin-protein ligase RNF38. The record is from RefSeq and is a predicted model, not a curated record. Gene Ontology annotation, molecular function: ubiquitin protein ligase activity. NCBI's taxonomy places the organism in Eukaryota, Viridiplantae, Streptophyta, Magnoliopsida, Brassicales, Brassicaceae.
GAUUCCAUUUUUAUUAGCUAUCUCUAUUUGUUAUUUUGUUUGUUAGCAUUUUUGGACUCCAGAAAAACCAACAAGUGUAAUUUAUUUUACUAACAUUUAUUGUUGUUUAUCAUUUUGCUUAAAGUGGCUAAAUGCUUUAACCAUGGUUCCUCAUAUAUAUACGUCGAUUACUUAUCUCAUAGAUUACAACGACAUAAGAGUGCUUCGAAAUCAUCUUGUGAUACACAAAAUAUUCUUCAGUUGAAAACAAAGUGUGUUUAUAAGCUUGUGAUCAGCACUCCUUAGCUAUAAUUUUAUUAAGUGUUUGUUCAUCAAAACAUUGAGAAUUAUAUAUGGACCAAAACAUGAAUGAUUUUUCGGAAUCAGAUACUCCAUUCAGCUUCGAACAGUUAUUAUAUGGAGAUGAUUGGCAGAGGUGGGACACUUAUCCGAGCGUUGAUGUUAAUGCCAACUCAAUAGAGCCUAAUCAUUCGAUGGUCGAGAUGAACCAUGAUGGUAUGACAAUAGAUGCUACUCCAAUUUCAAUGAUAUAUCCAAUGGAAGAAACAUUCGAGCAGUGGUUACAGACACUGGCCAAUGGAUCAUUUGAAAUACCAUCAUAUGAAGAACUCAACUUCACGUAUGAGGAAUUAUUGCUCAUGAGUGAGCAGAUAGGAGAUGUCUGCAUUGGUGUAGACGUUGAUAUCAUUGAGGGGAAUCUGAAACGAAGAAAGUAUGAAGAUCGUUCUGGUCAAGCGGAGAAGUGUGUGAUAUGUCUCGAUGAACUUAAGUGCAAUGAUGAGGCUUCUACACUGGCAUGUGGGCAUGAUUUUCACUACGAGUGUAUCAAAAACUGGCUAAUGGUCAAGAACAAGUGUCCUCUUUGCAAGCAACAAGCUCUUUAAUUGUUUCAUGAUGCUGAAUAUUUGAAUGUGUUAGUAUUGCUAACAUUGGUUUCUUUUGUUC